AUGGGUUCACAAGGCAGUAAAAUCGAUUUCCGUCAAGCGGUUAUUGAUCUCACUUCCAAGAAAGGAAAGCAGGAUGAAGCAUUUUGGGAGCAGUUAUGGUCUCCGGAUAGUGGGCAAGGUGUCAGUGAUAUUUUUGCCAUGAUUCCAGCUGAAGAUGUUCGGAGGUUAAGAGAAGACUAUCCCAAAAAUUUGGCCAGUUUGUUUUACAAAACACUAGAGAAAAUUCAGCACGCAAGAGACACUCCAAGUACUUUGUCCGAAAGAAAGGUUAUUAACUGUGUUAGACUUCUGACUCGUCUUAUCCCCUACAUGUACGAGGAUGCCGAGUGGAGAGGCUAUUUCUGGUCCUCAAUACCAACAUGUGCUUCUUGGUAUUCUCUGUCCGAAGGUGUGGCUUCAUUUUACUAUGGAUGGUGUAUUAGUAUCGGUAAAGUAGAUAAUCUCUCUUUGCUAGAAACUUGUGAGCUUAUCUGGGAAGCUGGUGUUGGAUUUGCAAGCAGACCUGCUUCAAACGCACAAUUUGAUCAAAAUCGUACUGAAAUCCUCAAACUACUGCUUGCAUGCUUGUCAGAAGUCAUUUAUGCUCCAAUAACAGACGAGAAUCGCCUUCGAUGGGUCGCCCACUUCACAUCAGCUGAAAAUCGUCAUGUGCUUCCGUUGUUCACUUCACUACUCAAUGUAGUUUGUGCCUACGACCCAGUCGGGAUUGGUUUGCCCUACAACUAUCUUCUUUUCAAUGAUUCUCGAGAGCCUUUAGUGGAAACGGCACUUCAGGUUUUGAUCGUUUGCCUCGAUAAAGACAGCCAACCAAAAUCUGAUGAUACUGGUUAUUCGGACAAUUAUUUCAUAAAUUAUCUGGGUAGAAUUCAUCGUGAAGAGGACUUUGAUUUUAUGCUGAAGGGGAUAACACGAUUACUAAGUAAUCCUCUGCUCUCCACUUAUCUUCCGAAUUCAGCAAAAAAGAUAAACUUCCACCAGGAGCUACUUGUUUUGCUAUGGAAAUUUUGCGAAUACAACCAGGCAUUCAUGUUCUACGUGCUCAAAACUUCUGAUGUACUUGAGAUUCUUGUGCCAAUUCUCUUUUAUAUUACUGAGUCAAGAAGUGAUCCAACACGUGUAGGUCUUGUUCACAUGGGUGUGUUUCUGAUACUUCUGCUUAGUGGUGAGCGGAAUUUUGGUGUACGUCUCAAUAAACCCUAUGUCGCGAGGGCAGCGAUAGAUGUGCAAUCCUUUACUGGGACUCAUGCCGAUCUCUUAAUUAUUGUUUUUCAUAAGUUAAUCACAACAGGAAAUCACCGUCUUCAAUCACUAUUUGACUGCCUUCUUACUAUAAUUGUAAAUGUAUCUCCCUACCUCAAGUCGCUUUCUAUGGUGGCUGCAAAUAAGCUCCUUCAUCUUGUGGAAGCGUUCUCAACGCCGUGGUUUCUGUUUUCGUCUCCUACGAACCAUCACCUUGUGUUCUUUCUGCUUGAAGUCUUCAAUAAUAUUAUUCAGUAUCAGUUUGAUGGGAACUCAAAUCUCAUCUACACCAUCAUCCGUAAGCGUCAGGUCUUUUAUCAGCUGGCAAAUCUUCCAACGGACGCAGCUUCCAUAUCGAAGUCACUCCUUGGUCGAAAAGGCAAAGCUAGAGAAGAAAUAAUUGACCAGCUGAAGAGCCCCACGGCUCAUGUGCCACCAGAAACCCAUGCUGGUAUGUUCGUUUAA
Angiostrongylus costaricensis is the source of this 1704-nucleotide messenger RNA. Lineage: Eukaryota; Metazoa; Nematoda; Chromadorea; Rhabditida; Metastrongylidae. The record is from the annotation of a GenBank genome assembly.